This is a messenger RNA of Oncorhynchus keta (chum salmon), 3730 nucleotides long. RefSeq names its product large neutral amino acids transporter small subunit 3-like. Gene Ontology annotation, molecular function: L-amino acid transmembrane transporter activity; neutral L-amino acid transmembrane transporter activity. Gene Ontology annotation, biological process: neutral amino acid transport; transmembrane transport. The coding region runs from base 197 to 1876 and encodes 559 amino acids. The transcript is spliced from 15 exons. The record is from RefSeq and is a predicted model, not a curated record. NCBI's taxonomy places the organism in Eukaryota, Metazoa, Chordata, Actinopteri, Salmoniformes, Salmonidae.
GCAGAUGUAGUGAAGUUGUGACGAGGAACUAACCGAAUGGAAAGUGAAGUUUCACAAGACUCACAGUAACUGACUAUAACGUGUUAUAGCAACACAUGAACAGUUUAAAUCCCACUUUUUUCCCCCACUAAAGACGGGAAAUAAACCAUUUAUCAUAGAUAUCGAUUCUUUCAGGGAUUAUCGUCUGAAAGCAGCGAUGGCUCCUUCUCUGGCCCAGGCCUACCGUAGGCGCUGGUGGAUGGCGGUGACUGCGGUCAUAGAGAACCUGCUGUUCUCUGCUGUGCUGCUGGGCUGGGGAUCGCUACUCAUCAUGCUCAAGAACGAGGGCUUCUACUCACACCUCUGCAUAGACAACGAGACAGUGUUCAGUAACAUCAGUUCGUGGGACAGUGGUAUCUGGCAUAGCUGCGUGGACCAGGAAGAGAUGUUGAAUCUGGGCUUUACCAUUGGCUCCUUCCUGCUGAGUGCAGCCACUCUGCCGCUAGGUAUCCUGAUGGACAAGUACGGGCCCCGCCCGCUCCGCCUCCUCGGCAGUGCGUGUUUUGCUUUCUCUUGUGCCAUGAUAGCUGGAGCUGCCUAUAACCCCGAAGUACUCUCGGCCCUCAUUUUCAUAGCAGUCUCCUUCAACGGCUUCGGAGGAAUCUGCCUCACCUUUACCUCCCUCACGUUGCCCAACAUGUUUGGGAACGUGCGCUCCACCAUCCUGUCUCUAAUGAUCGGCUCCUACGCCUCUUCAGCCGUCACCUUCCCUGGAGUCAAGCUGAUCUAUGAUCUAGGUGUGUCCUUCAGGGUGAUCAUGUGGGUGUGGUCGGGGCUAGCCGGUCUCGUCUUCCUCAACUGCUUCCUCAAUUGGCCGGGGGAGUCUUUCCCCGCACCGGAGGACAUCAGCUACACUAAGGAGGUGAAGCUGAGUGGCAUGGUGAUGGAUGACAAGGUGACGGGGGACAGAUUCUACAGUCAUGUGACCACGGUGGAAGAGAAGGUGGCUGCGAAGCAGCAGGAACCAGAUCCCUCGUCAGAGCAGCUCCCAACUGGAGAACAGACACAGGGUGGCCCUCCUUUCCGUAGUUCAGUCUGCUCGCCCAUCUUCCUGUGGAGUCUCAUCACCAUGGCGAUGACCCAGCUACGCAUCAUCUUCUUUAUGGGCGCCAUGAACAAGAUGCUGGAGUUCCUGGUUACCCACGGCGACCCACACCCCUCUAAGGAGCUAUUGAUGGAGGCAGAGCAACAAGUGGGUUUCUACUCGUCAGUGUUUGGCUCUCUGCAGCUGCUCUGCCUGCUCACCUGUCCUCUGAUUGGCUACAUCAUGGACUGGAGGAUGAAGGAGUGCGACGUAGACCAGAGCCAACCUGAACCCCCGAAGAGAGACAGGAAGAUCCAGAAACUGACAAACGCCAUCCGUGCUUUCAUCAUCACCAACGUUCUACUGGUCACCUUCGGAGUCAUCCAGAUGAUAGACAACCUGCCUGUACAGAUAAUUUCCUUCAUCGUCCACACCAUGGUCAGGGGUUUCGUCCACUCCUGUGCCGGAGGACUCUAUGCUGCCGUAUAUCCGUCCAAUCACUUUGGGACAUUGACGGGGAUGCAGUCGAUGAUCAGCGCGCUAUUCGCUCUCCUCCAGCAGCCUCUCUUCGUCAUCAUGGUGGGACACCUGGGAGGAGACCCCUACUGGAUCAACCUGAGCCUGCUCAUUGCCUCAUUGGCUGGAUUCCUGUUGCCCGGAUACCUGAUCUAUCACCGUAGGAACCUGAUGCGAGAGAAGGUGGACGAGUGUGAGAGGGAGGCCGCUAACCAAUCAGAAAGAGAGAGACAAACCUUACGGCAACCAGAAAAUGGCCAUACCAAAGACCAUACUAAUGGACAUCUCAGCAAUUAAGCUUAAGAAUCUUGACCAAACUAACUGUCAAAUAUCAUAGUCAUUAAUUGUAAAAUAUCAUUAUAGACCAUCGUCAUGACGAUGACAAAUGAUGGUUGUCAUUUUCGGACAGUGAUGACAAUAUUGUGCACUGGAGUUUGGACAUGUCGCCCUUAAGCCCUUUUUAAUUUGACAUCAAAAUACACACUCAAUAUACUCAUUUUUGUUUUAGGUAUGACAUGCCAAAGAAAUCCUAAAAUAUACAUUUAACUGAUAUUUAUUUCAGUUAAAAACAUAAUUUCAUGCCUAAACGUGAAAUAGAAAAUCUCAAUGGAAAUUGAGGUUCGGCAAUUCAAUAAUUAAGCAAUACAAUUUACACUGACCGGAAAUUCCAUGAAGGUUAUUGGUACCAUUUCAGGUCACCCUUCCACCAACCAGAAGCACAACUCUCAGUAUUCUGUAGUAGACAGGAAGUGGAUUUAUUUCGCUAUCAGAUUGGCUGGUGUAACAAUGAACUACCUCCCCGACCAAACUCUCACCACCCCACAGUCACUUCAUUCAUUUAGGUCUGGCAGCCAGUCUGGUACUAAUAUUUUAUUGGUCGUUGUUUGUUUGUCUUUCUGUCUUUUCCGGUUCACUCCCUGUAUCUAUACUUGUCUUUAUUGUGUCUUUACAUCGAGCGGAGAAUACAGAUUAGGAGGAGACAUGGUGGAGAAGGGGAACCGCAGUUUCCCCGUACAUGUGCUCAGACCACCAGCCCAUAGGGCCUGCACAUCCCUAUUAAUUUGACUAUCAAUCUGCACCUGCAAUCUCCCCGUGUCCCCUUCUUUAUCUCCAUGUCAGACCUGUCAUUGUAAGUCCACUAAGUACUAUGCCCACUUGGUCAAGUCUGCGGCUAUGUCCGAAAUGGCACCCUAUUCCCUAUAUAGGAAAUAGGGUACCAUGUGAGACAGAACCGAGGUUUUGAGAUGACAUCAUCCAUUGUUAUUUCCGCCAAUCAUAGCUAAGUUCAGGACAGUGGUACGGUAUGCGAGGUGUUGUGCAGGCACAGCCUAGUUUGCAGCAACGUUGAUGGAAUUUUGCUUUUAGAUAAUCAUGUCAUUGAACUUGUUGCGUAUGAUAAAAUUGCAACGGGAAAUGUCUGUGUAGUUCAAGAGAAAUGCCAAUCGGUACCCAUCACCGAAACCUUUCAAGGUGAGCUGUUACAAAGGAGCUCUUACAAAGAGCUGUAGAUUAGUUUCAAAGAAAAGUAUUUAUAGAAAUGUGGGCAAGAAAGAGCACUUGCCAGUAGCUGAUUCAAUCUGGUCAAACAGCCCACCAACCAACCAUCUUGAAAUGUUAAACCGUGUUUACAGUACUGUACGAGAUAAUAUAGAUGUACAGAUGUGUUGCUCAAAUCAACUCCAAAAGCUGGUGAAUCUGAUCAACCAACCGUCUUCGAUAUUCAAAAACAAUACAUUAUUUACAACUAACAGCCCUCUAUGAGGUCAAAUAAAACAGUAUUUUACAGUUCAUAGUAUUGUAUUUGGUCAAAUAAAAGUGUUGCUAGUUUACAGUACUGUAUGAGGUCAAAUAUAACAAACAGUAUUACUAGUUAACAGUAAUGUAUGAGGUAAGGUGGAUGCACCUGAACCCCGAUAUCACUGUCCCCAUGACAACGACAGUAGAACCACCUCAUUGGAGCAGGGCUUCAUUUAGCAGGUGCAUUGGAGCUACUAGGCUAUUUAUUUAGUGUGCAUCCCACUAAAUCCCUCUGUAGGGUAUGGGGUGCCAUUUGUGAUAGAGACCGCGUGCGUGACUUAGUACCGCUUGAAUCUGAAAGAGAAUACUGUAUUGUAUGUAUGUAAUAAAUUGAAUGUGUGUGCUUUAUUGUAA